AUGCGGUGGGAAGAGCCUUACGAGUUCCGGCCGGUGAGGUUUCUGGACAGCAGCGUGGGAGAUGGGAUCAGGAGGAGGCCGCUCGAUUUCACGUUCUGCUCUGGUUCUUGCAAUACAACAGUCAAGGUGUGGCAGACGUAUGAAGCUGCCUCGAAAGUUUACUCAGGGUCGAUUAAGAAGAGGAAAACUGAAUCUGGAGCUAAAGAAUCUCAUUUGGAGGAUAAUUCUGUCUGUUCACUAGAGGGUCAUGUGUCACUUGUAUCAUCAGUGGCCUGGCCAGUAGGCAAUACGAUUUAUUCUGCAUCUUGGGAUGGUUUAAUUAGAGAAUGGGAUGUUGAGAAAUGCAGUCAUGUGUCGUCCAAAUUCUAUGAAAAAUCCUUCACCUGCGUUAGUGUAGGCGGAUCGGGAUCGAACAUCCUGGCUGCAGGUGCAUUUGAUGGCAAACUUAAGAUAUAUGAUGCAAAACUACCAGCAAAGUCUCGCGCUGUGCACGAUAUUUUUUCGCAUAAUAAUAGGAUAUCAGCAUGCCAGUGGCACUGUAAAGAUACAGUCUACUUACUGUCUGCAUCCCGUGAUGGCAGAGUCAUGGUGUGGGAUCUCAGAAAUGUGGGGCAUACUGUUAUUGGGUCGAGUGAACAAAGCGUGCUAUGUGCUGAUUGGUGGCAAGGGGACCGUGUAAUCAGUGAUGGUGCUGACGCGAAGCUUCGGAUUUCUGCUAGAGUUCCCCUGCCUUGA
Messenger RNA from Linum trigynum, 735 nucleotides. The record is from the annotation of a GenBank genome assembly. NCBI's taxonomy places the organism in Eukaryota, Viridiplantae, Streptophyta, Magnoliopsida, Malpighiales, Linaceae.